AAUAUAACUGCUACAGUAAAAACUGCAAAACAGCAGGAAAGUCGGGCAGCUAGCAGUUGAUGUGAAUAAUACUUGUUUUGUAAUGUUAAUUACGAUGAUCAUUUUUGUUUCAUUUCACGAGUGAAGCCUUACAAUCAAACCUUAUAAUUUCCUGUGUGGCAUAUGUGCUGACUGAAACAAUUACUUCUAAUUAGGUACCUGAGCGAAGAAAGACAACGGAGAAACGUUUUGUGAAUGUGGUAGUGAUUUUUGAUUUUAUGCAGUGAACGGGUCUGUUGUAAAAAGUGCUAACGGAGGUCCUAUCAAUUCUUUUGAAACUGAUGAAGGAUAAGCGCGACACACUACUAUUCUUCUAGGGCCAGCUCGGCCAAUACAAUAUUUAGUACCGUUAUUAAAUUGAGAACAAAAUUUUGACGGUGUUAUGGAAUUCAGUCACAUUCUUAUUUGAUCCGUAUCAAAUUCAGUAAAACUAAACAUAAAUCGAUUGCCUCACGAUGGGACUAUUGUUCGCAAAACUUUGGAGUCUGUUCGGGAAUGAAGAACAUAAACUAGUGAUGGUCGGACUGGAUAACGCUGGCAAAACCACCAUCCUAUACCAGUUCCUGAUGAAUGAAGUUGUCCAAACCAGCCCGACGAUCGGAUCCAACGUGGAAGAGAUUGUGUGGAAAAAUAUUCACUUUCUAGUGUGGGAUUUGGGAGGCCAGCAAAGUCUACGAGCAGCUUGGAGCACAUAUUACACAAAUACGGAGUUUAUCAUCAUGGUGAUCGACUCAACGGACCGUGAACGAUUGGCGGUGACGCGGGAAGAGUUGUACAAAAUGCUGCAGCACGAAGACUUAACCAAGGCUAGUUUACUUGUGUACGCAAACAAGCAGGACUUACAAGAAUCUAUGAGUGCAGCUGAAAUUUCCAAACAGUUAGAUUUGACAUCAAUCAAAAAGCAUCAAUGGCACAUACAAUCGUGUUGUGCGCUGACAGGCGAAGGACUCUACCAAGGCCUGGAAUGGAUAGCUCAGAGAAUUAAAAAGAAAUGACACCAUCCCAUAUAGUGAAACACUUCAGCCAACCUGCGAUAGUAGUAAGCUAAUCCAACAUGCCGGUCACAAAACCCUCUGUAGGCAAAUCUACCAUUUGUAAAAAAACAGCGUCAAGCGCUUUAACCCGCUUUAGGAAGUGAUUAGAAAAGACGUAUAUUUGACUAAUGAAUGGAACUCCGAUAAUACUUCAUUAGAAUAAAUCCUGUCCGUUUCCCUUCCAAUUCCAAUUCGUUAAUGAUGGCGUACGUAACCUGAAACUCGAAAUUACUAACAUCUACCAAUAUCACAACAAGCAGAACAGGGAGAAAACCUCACAAUUACCCUAGCACUUGUUGCAUUUUCCCUACCCAUAAAUAAGUGUGUUUUUCUCUGAUUAUAAUUUUAUAUAGAUACGAAAGAGUUUAGAAACGAGAUCAAUAAGAUGGAAAAUUUGUUCGUGCAUAAUUAGUUAUUAUAAAAACCUUCAAAACCUGAA
Messenger RNA from Malaya genurostris, 1512 nucleotides. RefSeq names its product ADP-ribosylation factor-like protein 5B (gene Arl5). Gene Ontology annotation, cellular component: trans-Golgi network; cytoplasm. The transcript is spliced from 6 exons. Gene Ontology annotation, biological process: intracellular protein transport; protein localization to Golgi membrane; vesicle-mediated transport. Bases 495 to 1034 code for a protein of 179 amino acids. Lineage: Eukaryota; Metazoa; Arthropoda; Insecta; Diptera; Culicidae. Gene Ontology annotation, molecular function: GTP binding; GTPase activity. The record is from RefSeq and is a predicted model, not a curated record.